AUGAGUUCUUAUUUUGUAAACCCUCUUUUUACUAAAUACAAAAGUGGGGAUACAUUGCCACCGAACUAUUACGAUUGUACUGGAUUUACUCAGGAGCUUGGAAGCAGACCCACAGUCGUUUAUGGAGCUGGAGCUGGCGCCACUUUCCAGCAUCCGAGUCAGUUACCGGAGUUUUACCAUCACGGAACGUCCUCGCUCUCCCACGCGCCUUACCAGCAGAACCCGUGCGCCGUGCCAUACCAUGCGGAUCCCACGGGGAACCUUUACGGACAGGAUGCCCUGCAGAGUUUCUUCGGGAACCCGAGUCAGGAGCUGAACCCAUUCGCUGACUGCGGGCUGAAGGGCACCGGGCUUGGGGAUGAUUCUGACAGCGCCGACCAGUGCUCGUCACAACUCUUCCCCUGGAUGCGACCACAAGCCGCUGGGCGCAGGAGAGGCAGGCAGACGUACAGCCGCUACCAGACGCUGGAGCUGGAGAAGGAGUUCCUGUUUAACCCUUACCUGACCCGCAAGCGCCGCAUCGAGGUGUCGCACGCCCUGGCCCUCACCGAGCGCCAGGUGAAAAUCUGGUUUCAAAACCGACGCAUGAAGUGGAAGAAGGAGAACAACAAGGACAAGUUCCCCAGCAGCAAAGCCGAGCAGGAAGAGAUCGAGAGGCAGCGGAGGGAGAGCGCCCUGCAAGAGGCCGAGAAGAAGGCUUCAUCGGGGGACGAGGACUUUAAGAAACUCUAGGCUCCUUCA
Messenger RNA from Engraulis encrasicolus (European anchovy), 741 nucleotides. RefSeq names its product homeobox B8b (gene hoxb8b). Bases 1 to 732 code for a protein of 243 amino acids. The record is from RefSeq and is a predicted model, not a curated record. The transcript has 2 exons. Gene Ontology annotation, molecular function: DNA-binding transcription factor activity, RNA polymerase II-specific; RNA polymerase II transcription regulatory region sequence-specific DNA binding. Gene Ontology annotation, cellular component: nucleus. Lineage: Eukaryota; Metazoa; Chordata; Actinopteri; Clupeiformes; Engraulidae. Gene Ontology annotation, biological process: regulation of transcription by RNA polymerase II.